AUGAGCGCCAAGUCGGAUAGCGCGCGGUCCGUGACGCUCGCGGAGCCGCUCCUCGACCCCAGCCGCAAGCAUAGCUACGGCGCCGAGGGCGAGACGCUCGUGACGCCCCUCGGCCGGCGGAGCUUCCACCGGGGCGCGUCGUUCUCGAAGCACGACAGCGACGACGAGGAGGCCAACCGCGCGCUCCUCGAGUGGUCCGAGCUGUCGAUCCGCUUCGGCGACAAGGUGGCCGUCGACCGCGCGUCCGGCGCCGUGGGCAAGGGCGAGUUCCUCGCGCUCAUGGGGCCGUCCGGCGCGGGCAAGACGACGCUGCUGGACCUUCUCACGGGGCGCCUCGGCGCCGGCACGCGCGAGGGCGACGUGCUCGUCGAGGGCCACGCGUUCAGCGAGGAGAUCGUGUGGGCCAUGUCGAGCUACGUGCCGCAGGAGGACGUCUUCAUGCCCCACAUGACGGCUUUGGAGAGCCUGACGUUCGUCGCGCGGCUGCGCCUGCCGCGGCGCGAGAGCGACGCCGACGUCGCCGAGCGCUGCCGGACGCUGCUGGGCGAGGUCGGCAUGGGCCACGUCGAGCACGUCUACCGGCGGCGCCUGUCCCUCGCCGCGGGCUUGGUGUCGCGGCCGCGGCUCUUGUUCGCCGACGAGCCGACGUCGGGCCUCGACGCGGCGUCGACGCUCCACGUCAUGGAGCUCCUCGCGAGCCUCGCGACGGUGACGAAGCUCGGCGUCUGCUGCACGAUCCACCAGCCGCGCGCGGCGAUCUGGGCCAUGUUCGACCAGGUCUACUUCCUGAGCGCGGGCAAGGUGCUCUACAGCGGCAAGACG
Messenger RNA from Aureococcus anophagefferens, 822 nucleotides. It is a transcript of the gene ABC37, whose product is annotated as putative ABC transporter. The transcript is spliced from 2 exons. The annotation marks the transcript as partial. Gene Ontology annotation, molecular function: ATP binding; ATP hydrolysis activity. NCBI's taxonomy places the organism in Eukaryota, Pelagophyceae, Pelagomonadales, Pelagomonadaceae. The record is from RefSeq and is a predicted model, not a curated record.